Messenger RNA from Sphaerulina musiva SO2202, 6072 nucleotides. Its product is annotated as glycosyltransferase family 41 protein. The coding region runs from base 856 to 5913 and encodes 1685 amino acids. The transcript has 2 exons. Gene Ontology annotation, molecular function: glycosyltransferase activity; protein binding. Lineage: Eukaryota; Fungi; Ascomycota; Dothideomycetes; Mycosphaerellales; Mycosphaerellaceae. The record is from RefSeq and is a predicted model, not a curated record. Gene Ontology annotation, biological process: protein O-linked glycosylation.
CAAUUCUACCUCCUCCUACUACUAGUCACGGUGCUCUGGCGCCGCAGAACGUGGUAGCGAGUCUCGUCUGAACGCUGCAGGCGGCACGCGGGCGUCUGCCACUAUCGAUCUCCGGCGCAGUGCAGCAGUGCUUCACCCUCACCACAACUUGACUUGUUAGCAUACACCUCGUACCUUACGGUACACCACGUAAUCGAACACCCAUCUACAAAGCUCGCUCGCUCGCUCGCCUCGCUCUCUGCACGCGCUGCAUCCGCUGCACUUCUGUUUCCUUUGCAGCGACUAGACGUGCAGGCACCAUACAACCCCCCAUACCAUUGACGCUCAAGGUACAGCACGAACAUUGUCAGAGACGGGGGACGAGGUGGUGGGCACAGCGGAGGUGGUCAUCUUGGUCAAUAGGCACAUCAGAGCUGGGUCAGUGGCACAAAUCGCAGAGAGCAGCCCCCUCGACGGCCCUGCUAUGCCAGGAGGAGCUGCGGUGACAUACAGGACACUUGCAGCCGCUCAACGAUACACCGCGCGCACGCAGCGCUCCGCCCGGCCACGACCUGCCGCUACCGCACACCGCUUGAGCCCGCCCCAUCCCCUUGCUUGGGCGGCGAGCGGCGACCGGCUGACUGCAGUGUUUCGUGCUGCCUGCUCAAUAGACGGGUUCGCGCAGUGGCUCGGCCGCGGAUUCAUCUGCUCCUGUCUUGCUUGCGCGGCUGUCGACUGCUGUGUGCUCAGAAUCUCGACGAACUAUCUGGGAUUGCACGCCUUGCGCGGGCUAGAGAACCUGUCCGGAAGGGCCUAAUCACGCGAGCAGAGAGCGGCUGAGGCGUUCGGUGGAGUCCUGGUCGCUGCGCUCGCUAUAUGGUCAAGAGUGUGGAAAAUGUCCUACGAGGAAAUUCGGGACUGCGAUCGCAUAGGCAUAGGCACACUAUUCCAUCCUCAGCACAUAUUUCCGGUCAACCAUCGAGCUUAGACAACAGAAGACCAAGCGGCCCGAUGCCGUACCUGACGCAGCAGUAUGCUCUGCCCAUACACCAUAAUCCGCGCUGGCAGAGCGGUGACCAUCGAUUGAGUUAUGGCGAUACUGCGCCGAGGGCAGAGAACACUUUGCGCAGGAAAACCCCGAAUGGGACCUUGCACGCUGGGUAUGAUGGCUCUGGAGAUGAGCCUAUACAGCCUUAUAAGCACCAGCUUCUGCCGUUCAGGGAGGGCAACCCGCCCAGGGUACAUCAUUCUGAGAAGCGUACUUUCGCGCAGCAUCAGCAGCAGCAGCAACAGAAUGCUGGAGUAAGAUCGUGGCAUGCAUCGCCUGUGGGACAAUUUUGCGGCGGUAUGAUUCAGGCCAAAAGUAACCUGGAAAAUGGCUGGCCACAGCCCGGCCAGUUCCAGCAACCACAGAACAGUCCCACAUGUCCCAUGAUGGACUCGAUGCUCCAUCAGAUGCCGAUGCACCACCAUGGUAUGCAACAGUACUACGGCCAGACCGUGCCAAGUGUGAUACAGCCGUCUUUUCAACACUUGGGUCCAACGGCGUCCGGUCUGCAGGACUCUGGUCCAUACGGGCCAUAUUGGCACGAUGGCACUUUUGUUCCAUAUCGGCCAGCUGCCAUUCGAGACCCGCGAUUCUAUCACCAUCAGCAGCAGCAGCAGAGCACCCCCAUCAAUUACUCUGGCUCAUUGCCCUCCUCACAGCAUGCGCCUCGAUCCGAAUUAUGGCAGCAUCAUCCUCAACGAUCGACUCAACCACAUUGGGCUCUGACUCUCAGCCCCAGUCCCUUUGCACUGCCGCCUCCUUUGCCCACGUCCGGUGCUCGACCUCCAGCUUCUGCCAACUAUUAUACAGACAUUGGGAUAUCCCCGCACUAUGACAGGCACUACACAGCGCUGCAGACACCACUGCAAUACCACGCGCCGGGUCCGAUUUCUCGAGGCAGCCACGAAGGCUCUAAUAUCCUAACAAACGAUUGGCAGCGCGAGGAAAUCUUUGGAUGGGCGCUACAACGUUAUCGGGAUUUGCUAAGUCACAUCAACGUGAACCACCAGCGACAGCAGCAUAGCCGUCAUGUAGCUGGACGGCAGCAGCUCCCUCUGCGGCCGAAUUUCUUCCCGAAGCCUCCCAGACCCUCAGCAUCCGGGUCAACGACCCCAACAACAGAAAUGAGAAUAAGAAAUGAGAAUCUGUAUGCUAGUGUGGAUGAAGAUCCGCCGCUCCGCGCACAACGCCGGCCGAGCGCGAGCGAGGACGACAGCAGCACUCCACGAGCACGCUCACCAGCGACAUACCACUCUGAAUACACUGGGAAGCAAGCGAAUGGUGCUGCUCUGCGCUCAUCACAUGACAGCUCUGAUGGCACGAUUUACGAGCACAAGAACGCUACGCCCAGCAGUAUAUAUGCCGCUCGUGAUCGAUCCCAUACUCUGCGACAUUCGGCAGGCUCUGCGGUCAUGGCAAUAGAGUCAUCUCCUGUGCUGGUAGACAACUCGCCGCCAGCUCAGGCAGUACUAGCCCUUGAUUACAUAGCGUCAACAUGUCGCGCCGCUGAUUGGCAGUGGACAGAUGGAAUUCAGCUUGGGGGCUGCUUGGCCUACGCCCUUGGCAACUACAAAAGAGCAAUGCAGUGGUUCAGGCGGGUUCUGGAGAAUGACCCGAGACACUUGGAAGCCUCAUCCAAUUUAGCUGCGACACUCCUGGCACUGGGACGACGAAGUGAAGCAGAGCAAAACUGGCAACAUGUAAUCAGAGCCGCACCUAAUCACUUUGAAGCCGUGGAGCAUCUCGUUGGCCUCUUGUGUACUGAACAGAGGGGCAAAGACGCGAUCAAGGUCAUUGAAUAUGUGGAGCGAUCACUUCGACUUCGGCAGUCCUCAGCAUCAGAGGACAUUUCACGGCCCACAGAUCGCCAGAGCGAACGAUCUUCGUCUACGAUCAGCCGGUCACCAGCGCCUUCAGAGCAGUCUGACCCCAUGUCCUAUGAAUUUGACGUCGAGGAUGAUGCGUUCACAUUGGAUGGACAAUCCACCGCCGAGCCUGGCUUCGGCUCCAGCGGAUUUGCAAUACCAGGGAGUGACAACGGCCGCAUUCUCUCUCUCAUUCACGCCAAGGGAAACAUGCUUUAUGGCCUUGGAGAUAACGCAGGUGCGGCCAAGGCGUUCGAAGAUGCUGUGCUGAUUGCCACCGGCCGGAAAUUUCAUGACAUUCAAGGUCUGGUGACGCACAUACUUGCAGUGGUCUCAACCAAUGUGCAGCAUCGUCGUGCGUAUGGUGCCGUGAGACCUCCUGCACAUGAGCCUGUCCUCCUCUCUCCGGACCAGGCUCUCGCCACGGCAAAGCUCUGUUUUCCCAAUGCCACAGAGCUGCCUGGGUUGCAAUUUGUACCUCGCGGUUUCGCAAGAAAGGCGAUCAUUUCCACCACCAGCAAUUCGCUGCUUUCUCUCGCCAAGAUCUUCCAAGAUGGCAUGUCUAAUGCCGGCCGCUCAGUAGGAGUGACUCCUUUAACUCAUGGCGUACGAGACAUACUCGCGCUCUACUAUCUGUCGCUGUCACUACAGCCCAGCCCAUCCACUGCCAACAAUGUAGGCAUCCUCUUAGCGAGCGUGCAACAGGCUACUCCAGCAGUAGCAGUGCCGACACAUCAUCGACCCGAGGUGCCCGGAGUGAUUCCCGGAAGCGGCGUUGCUCUUGCGCUACAGUACUACAACUAUGGCUUGCAACUCGAUCGACACCAUGCUCAUCUGUACACCAAUCUUGGCAGCUUACUCAAGGACAUUGGCCAGCUCGAUGCAGCGAUCCAGAUGUAUGAGCACGCUGUGCAAUGCGAUGGCAAAUUUGACAUUGCCCUGGCCAACCUUGCCAACGCAGUUAAGGACAAGGGCAGGAUUAGUGAUGCCAUCAAUUACUACAAAAGAGCCGUGGAAGUCAAUCCUGAAUUCGCCGAGGCCGUGUGUGGGCUUGCAAAUGCUCUCAACUCGGUGUGUGGAUGGCAGGCACGUGGUGGUAUCGCUGAGGAUGGCGGCAAACGUGAUCGAUGGCAUGUCGAUGGCAAGGGCAUGCUGCUGGAUGCACGACAAUCUGGAGCGUCUAGCUCGGGCUGGCUCAAGCGUGUUUUGGAUAUUGUCGAGAAGCAACUCGCCGACGGGGAGCACUGGGGCACGGGCACGUUGAACGCAACGCUCAUCGACAUCAUCGUACAGCAACUCGGUCUGCUGGGGGAUGCGCCGCAAGAUGGGAGGGACAAAGCCGCUCGCGUGCGGAAGACGCUGAUGAGUUGGGCCGGGAAGAAGUGGGAGGGCGCACGACUCACACGUCUCAUUGAGCGCGGCACUAGACGGCUCGUCUGGCAGUACUACCAAGACCUCUACGUGACGAAGACCAGACGAGAUCCGGCAAGCUACAAUCGGCCACAGCUCCCUGCGGCUCUCUUCGUGCCUACCGCACCCACCGUGUUACCGUUCCACACAUUCACUUGUCCCAUGUCCGCCAAGCAGAUCCGACUCAUAUCUCAGCGGAAUGGACUUCGUAUUUCGGUAUCGACCCUGCGUGCACCUUGGCUCCCGAAGCAGGUGUUCAUGCCGCCAUCACCGCCUGCUCCGUGCCUUCGGGUUGGCUAUGUCUCUUCGGAUUUCAACAACCACCCCCUAGCACAUCUCAUGCAAUCCGUAUUCGGUCUACACGAUACCGAGCGGGUCGAGGCGUAUUGCUACGCCACGACUGCUAGUGACAACUCCGUCCAUCGCCGACAGAUUGAGAAUGAAGCGCCCGUCUUCCAUGAUGCCAGCACGUGGUCUGCAGAGAGGCUGGUGAAGCAGAUUGCCGGCGACCAGAUUCACAUACUGGUCAACUUGAAUGGAUACACACGUGGAGCGCGCAACGAGGUAUUCGCUGCUCGACCCGCGCCUAUACAGAUGUCAUUCAUGGGAUUUGCGGGAACGAUGGGCGCCGAGUGGUGCGAUUAUCUCCUGGCGGACGAUACUGCCGUGCCUGUGAAUACGCUGCGGCCAUGGCGGAGGAACGUUGACCUGGAAGACAAGCUCGAAGACGAGAACAGCGUGAGUGAGGAUGACGAUUGGGUCUAUGGCGAGAACAUCAUUUACUCUCGUGACACCUUCUUUUGCUGCGACCAUAAACAGAGCGCGCCGGAUGCGCACGACAGGAAGCUGAACUGGCGCGAUGAGCAGACCAGACGCUGGAAAAUGCGCAAGGAACUGUUUCCUCAGUUGUCGGACGAUACGAUUAUAUUUGGAAACUUCAACCAGCUGUACAAGAUCGAACCGACCACAUUUCGCACUUGGCUGCGCAUUCUUGCCCGAGUGCCCAACUCCAUCCUGUGGCUGCUGCGAUUCCCCGACCUGGGAGAAUCACAUCUCCUGGCUACUGCACGAUUGUGGGCAGGCAGAGAGGUGGCGUCGCGAGUCAUCUUCACUGAUGUUGCUCCCAAACAUCUCCACAUCUCGCGAGCCCGAGUAUGCGACCUGGUCCUCGAUACGGCGGAGUGUAAUGCGCAUACCACGGCAGCUGAUGUGCUCUGGAGUGGCACACCUCUGCUGACUCUCCCUCGUUACCAAUACAAGAUGUGCAGUCGCAUGGCGGCAAGCAUCCUGAAAGGUGCAUUGCCGAAGAAUGAAGAGGGCCGACGGGCGGAGACGGAACUUAUUGCAAAGCACGAAGAGGAUUAUGAAGAGAAGGCGGUGGCAUUGGGCACCGGGUUCGCAUAUGUGCCGGGCAGCAAUGGGGAGGGAACGGGCCGAAUGAUGGAGUUGCGCAAAUUGCUGUUUCAUGCGCGGUGGAAGAGUGCGUUGUUUGACACGAAGCGAUGGGUGAGCGACCUCGAGGAUGCGUACGACGAGGUGUGGAGACGGUGGGUGGCAGGUGAGGGAGGAGAUAUUUGGCUCGACCAAGUUGCGAGGGGAAGACAGACCUAGGGCGGGCAGUCUCCGCUCUCCACGACGCAUGUUGUUAUUAUUGUUAUUAUUAACAUCAUUUUCAUUAUAGAAGACAGACAUCUUUUAAUGUGCUGGGAGGAUCCAGCCCAGAUGAGAUGAUAGAUUUUUCCACAAUUGCAGUGCAAUCUCUCUCUCUCU